Messenger RNA from Penaeus chinensis, 786 nucleotides. RefSeq lists its product as uncharacterized. The record is from RefSeq and is a predicted model, not a curated record. The transcript has 2 exons. Lineage: Eukaryota; Metazoa; Arthropoda; Malacostraca; Decapoda; Penaeidae. The coding region runs from base 1 to 786 and encodes 261 amino acids.
AUGGCAGGAAGGAGAGAUGCAGGUGUACAACCUGCAGAACCAUCACUCGCCCUCGAAGCUCAGCCUCACCACUCGCCCUCGAGGCUCACCCUCACCACUCGCCCUCGAGGCUCACCCUCACCAUUCGCCCUCAAGGCUUACCCUCACCAUUCGCCCUCGAGGCUUACCCUCACCACUCGCCCUCGAGGCUCACCCUCACCACUCGCCCUCGAGACUUACCCUCACCACUUGCCCUCGAGGCUUACCCUCACCACUCGCCCUCGAGACUUACCCUUACCACUCGUCCUCGAGACUUACCCUCACCACUCGCCCUCGAGACUUACCCUCACCACUCGCCCUCGAGACUUACUCUCACCACUCGCCCUCGAGACUUACCCUCACCACUCGCCCUCGAGGCUCACCCUCACCACUCGCCCUCAAGGCUUACCCUCACCACUCGCCCUCGAGGCUCACACUCACCACUCGCCCUUGAGGCUUAUCCUCACCACUGGCCCUCGGGGCUCACCCUCACCACUCGCCCACGAGACUUACCCUCACCACUCGCCCUCGAGGCUUACCCUCACCACUCGCCCUCGAGACUUACCCUUACCACUCGCCCUCGAAGACUUACCCUCACCACUCGCCCUCGAGACUUACCCUCACCACUCGCCCACGAGGCUUACCCUCACCACUCGCCCUCGAGACUUACCCUCACCACUCGCCCUCGAGGUUUCUCCUCACCACUCGCCCUCGAGACAUACCCUCACCAUUCGCCCUCGAGGCUCACCCAUCAUAACUCGUCCUUGA